GGCGCGAGGGCUGGGACCUAUGGGAUACGCGCAUGCGUGGUGACGGUGGGAUGGAGCCGGAGGUGGGGAUCCGGGUGAGGAGAAACGCCCUUGGCGGGGUCGGUGUGAGUUUGCACGAGCAGCAAAGUUGAACAGCUGCUGAGCAGUCAUGGAGAAGUUUGGCAUGAACUUUGGGGGCGGUCCUAGCAAAAAAGAGCUUUUGGAAACUAUCGAAUCUCAGAAGAAACAGCUUCUUCAGUACCGGACUCGCUUGAAGGAUGUUGUUAGAGCCUACAAGAGCUUGCUCAAGGAAAAGGAAGCCUUGGAAGCUAGCUUAAAAGUGUUGUCCGUGUCUCAUGAGACAGACAUUGGCCUGAGUGGAGCUCACCUUGAAGAUGUUGCCAGCUCCAAUGUUUCCUUUGCUGACUCUGCUGAUGACAGGAGUUCUGUUCAUAGUGAAGACAGCAUGGGGACAGCUACAAGUGUGGACACUGCAGCCAGCUUGACCAGUGCCAAGGGUGAACUGGGGAUAGAAGAGGAGAGAACCACAGCUGGGGCUUCCCUUAUGAAAUCAGAGGAGGCGAGUGGAUCAGAGAGUGGUGUCAGCACUGGCAGUGGGGAUGUGCCCGCCACUGCUAAUGAGGCUGACAAAAGGGUGCUCCAGCUGAAGACUCAGCUGUCCACCUUGACCAGCUCUCUGGCUACAGUCACCCAAGAGAAAUCCCGCAUGGAAGCCUCAUACCUAGCAGACAAGAAAAAAAUGAAGCAGGACCUGGAUGAGGCCAGCAAAAAGGCUGAGGAAGAGAGGAGCAAGUUGGAGGCAGAGAUGAAGUGUGUCCAAGAGCAGCUGGCAGAGACCAAAGCUCGUCUAAUCACACAGCAACAUGACCGGGCCCAAGAGCAGAGUGACCAUGCCAUUAUGCUGCGGGAGCUACAGAAGCUGCUGCAAAAUGAGAGGACCUUGCGCCAGGAUGUGGAGCUAAAGCUGGAGGAGACCAGGGAAGCACUGGCUGGAAGGGUGUACAUGGCUGACCGUAUGGAAGAGUCUGAACUGCAGACCAAGCAGCUGAGCAGGGUGGUGGAGGAGCUGAAGAGAGAACUGCAGGCUGUGCAGGAAGAAAACAGCAAGCCAGACCCCCGUCUGCAGGAGCUGCAGGAUGAGAUGUCCGGCCUCAAGAGUCACUUCCAAGCACAGCUGCUGCAAGAGAUGAGAAAGACUGCACAGGCAGAAGAGCAGCUCCGUCAGCAUGCCCAGAUGGAGGAGCGCCGAGUGGCCAGCUUGGAGAGCCAGGUCUCUGAGGUGUCAGAGCUGCUUGGCACUUACGAAAAAGCCAAACAAAAAGACCAAAUGACCAUUCAGAAACUAAAGGACCGCAUUGUGCAGUUAGACCUGGAAAACAAGACUCUGGCCAUCGCUGCUUCCAGCCGAUCCCCAAUGGACAUUCACAUUGAGGAAGCCAGCCUGGAUGUUAACGUUCUGAAAGACAAAAUGGAGAAGCUGAAGAAGCUGCUGCAAAUGGCAGCCAAGAAGAGUCAGCCCACCCUGGACAUAGAAAAGCUCUGUGAGCUGGAGCUGCCAAAGGGCACUGAGACUGGGGAUGGGGAGAAGGCUACUGCUCUGUAUUACCAGCAAGAGCUGAAGCAACUGAAGGAGGAAUUUGAAAGGUACAAGAUGAGAGCACAAGUGGUCCUCAAGAACAAGUCAGCCAAAGAUGGCAACCUGGCCAAAGAGCUAGAGGACACCCAGGAACAGCUGGCUGAGCUGAAGGAGAAAUACGUUGCACUUCGGCUCUCCUGUGAGGAGAUGGAAAAGCAACACAAGCAAGAAAUGGAAGCCAAGAAGCAAGAGGUGUCCCACCUUCAGCAGGUUCACAGACAGGACCUAGAGAAAUGCCAGCUGGAUUACAUGGAAAGGGCACUAAAGCUGGAGGAAGAGAUGCACAAGCAGCGGGACAGAGCACUGGCUGUGCUGUCGGAAAAGGACCAAGAGCUGGAGCAGUUGAGGUCUCUAGCCAUACCUUAUGGUCUUCAAGGAUCCAAAAACUACCUACCACCAGGGAGUGACAUUAGCGGUGAUGAUUUAAUGGGUGCAAUCUCUUCUGAGAACCUCACCCAGGCUCUGCAUCUUGCUGCCACCAAUGAGACCACUUUCUUUCUAUAUGCAGAGCAGCUGGCCCGGAAAGAGGUAGAAAUUGUAGCCUUAAGGAAGCAGAAGCACAAACUGGAGAAGGAAGUUCACCAACUCCAAGAGAGACUUUUGGUUGAGGAAGAGAAGCAUAGGGAAGAGGUAUCCACCCUUCAAGACCAUAUUCAGAAGAACUUAAGGGAUAAGAGCAGAGAGGGAGCCAACCUGGAAUAUCUCAAGAACAUUGUCUAUCGGUUCUUGACUUUACCAGACUCACUGGGCCGUCAGCAGACUCUAACUGCCAUAUUGACUAUACUGCACUUCAGUCCAGAGGAGAAGCAGGUUAUUAUGAGACAUUCAGCUAACAGCAGUUGGUGGCUUUCUGGGAAGAGAUGAGAACCCGGGUCCUGCUCAUAACUACUUUACUUCUAUGGUGACAUGUUCCUGUUUUCUAACUGUACGAGAAGAACUAACCAUCCUUCCCAGGACCUCUGCACUUAAUUGUGUCCAUCGUGUUUCAAGGGCAUGGGAGCCUUCAGCAGAGUACUGAGCUUUUAAACUAGUGAAAUUAGCACUAGGCCAAAAAACAAAUUGUCAUUUCAGUAAUUCCACUAGGACCACAACUUUCUAUGCCACAAGAAUUCGCUCGGGGUUAAGACUUCAUAGAAGGAGGUCCCCACUGAGGAGAUCAGUAUUUUUUUUUUAAUCAAAUGUUUUUUUUUUUUUUUCAAACCUGUCAGGUAUAGAAUGGGGAGAACUUACUAAGUUAGAUCACUUGCUUGGGUCUUAAAACUCCAAAUGGGCUCAUGGCCUAAAAAUAAAAGGAAAAGCACUUAACCGAUUGGGCAGCGCUGUGAUCUAAUCACUUAGCAUUUAAAAAAACCCUGAAUUGCUUUGCCAAGUAUGGGAACCAAGGGGCUGAGUAAUGAUUCCAUGCCAUUUCUAAAACAAAAAGGACAACGUGCCCGUCUCAUCAAGUUAGAUCUGAGUAUUCUAACCUUCUUGGGCAAAGGGGAAUCCAGUGUUAAAUGUGUUAGAUCCCAGGAAGGUGGUGAUGAAAGCCUGGGAUUGCAAUGGCUAGCUGACCUCCAGCAAUCAUUUUAGGCUUUAUGGGGCUUGUCCACUAUCCUGGAUAUUCUUAGAACUAGCUUUUUGUUCAGAAUUUUUGAUGGGGGAGCACAACUAUUGAAGAAGUUGGAAGAAGCAGUGAAGGGUGUGGGAAAAACAGUCUGAGCAGAGAGAACCCAAUAGCUUACCGGGGAAAUAUGAUUUGCAGUAAAGUACCUGUAUGUGUGUGAGGACUUGGCCGAGUAUCAUGUUAAUCCAGAGGUUCUGCCAAAAUUUCUCCAGGAUUAAAUGAGAUUAGCAGACAGAGGUCUGAAAUAGUUUGAAAUACCAUUCUUUGGUGGACCACUGCAAAUAUAGCAUUGGAAACAGUAACAUUACUAUUCCUUCUGGCUGUGCCCAGGAGCCCUUCGGCAAGACUGAUGGCUGCUACACCGCCCAAUGUGAGGCUUUGACUUGCCCGAGAUGACAGCAGCACUACUCAUUUCAGUAAGGGCUGCAGGACUGGCCUCUAACAAGCCAGGUAGGGAAGGGGUUGGGCAGAAGAUCAGGCUGUGGGUUCUGAGUAUUGGAGUCUGCUGGCUGGGUGAGAAGGGUAGUCUGACGCGAAGUGUAUUGGUACUAUUGCUUCCUUGUGUAUGUCUCUGCAUCUUCUGAUCCCAUUUGUGUUAUAUAACAUGCACCAGCCUAGCUCUGCAACACCGCCAAGGGGGCUGGGUCCUGGUCUAUCCUGUCUGUGGAAAACACAUGUCUUUCUGGAUUGCCGUGGAAGGUGGAGUCUGUGUGUGCAUAUCCAGUGGGAAUGUGACCCAGUCCUUUUUCCUCGCCUGAGUGUGCUACAGAAGCUGAGCUAUUGAAAGGGACAUCCUUGGCUCUCACUUGGGAGUAAGGGACAACUGCCCCAUGGCUGGCCUGGUUAGGAAGUAGAAGCCUGUUCACAUGCAAGUCCCACACGGUCAAGCCUGUAUUUCUCUGUGCUGAACUAGAGAUUGCCCUAACCUCUGUCUCUUCUCAUUCUCCUCUCUCUCCCCACCCCCGGCAAUGGAUCCCGACAUGACAGAUGUGAGAGUAGACAGGAAUCAAGCUUUCAACAAGUUCCCUUUCCUUUUCCUGUGGGUAGCUUUGCCUUUCUGGGGGGAAAGCAUAGAGGCUGUCUGAGUACCCAAAUGUAUGAAGCUAACACUUUUCCUUUCCAUAGUGCAUUGGCGCACCCAGAUCACAAGGCGGCACCCUCUAGUCUGUGGUGGUAACACAGCUAAAGUUCUAGCUUCCCUCCCCAUCAUUCAGCUUUUAAUUUAACCCCUGAUGCCUUUGUUGCAUAGGUAUAUCAGAGCCUGUCUCAGUUUACACACAGAUCUGGUGGAUAAUUAUUGGCCUCAAAUCCUGCAUCAUUAAACCGAGUUUUGAUCAGGUUACACAAGGAUCAAUCUGGAGAGUCAGGGAUUUGGGGCCUGUUCCCGGAUUGACACUGGGAUCGGAUUCUCUUAUCUCACAGGAGCGUUUCUAAAGCACUUGGACGUCCUCAGCAGAGGCUGUGAGUGUAAAUGCUGGCUUGGUUAUAAACAACUGCCAACAAGCUGGCCCUAAGGUGCCAGGGCUCUGUGGCGUUCUGGAGACUCUGUGGCAACCUCAUUUAAAUUUAAAAAUGGAGGAUUUUAGCAAUUUAAAUACAAAAAUUAUGAAUCUACUUAGUAACUCCCCACCUGCAAAACUGUGAUGGGGAACUUUGGGCCUGUGAUAAUCACACUUGCUGGAUCUUUUGCUGACAUGCUCACCAGUAAAAUAGGAUUGACUUUUAAACUACCAUUACAUUUUGGAAUCACCAACACCACAUUGAAACGAACAGGGCAGUUCACACCUUUCAGAGCCGCUGUUGGAGGCUGCUUGCAGACUCUAGAACCUAGCCCUGUACUGGUUACACUCCCUUCACGUUUUCAGGGUUUUCUCACCCAAGUGGGCCAGAAAUGUUUUUGUAAUGACUGCUGAGAUUCUGGAGCCCAGUUCUGCAGCCACAGGACAGACGGGCCUGUUUGUAAGCACAUACAUUUAACCUUGUUUUAAGCUUCCUACCUGGCACUUUGUCGUGUGAUGUUCCUGUUGGGUUUCCAUUCCACUGGUGAGCCCUGGAACUGGGACAGGAAAUAGAUGGUUUAAUUUAAUCAGCUGGAGUUGUUGUUCUACAGCCUUGGGGGAGACUUCUUUCCCUGGCACACAACCCGGGCAGUGCUGCAGGGUUGUGGUGCUGAGUAUCUAGGCAGUCAUGCUUGCCCUUGCAGGCUGGCAGUAUGCUGCAAAGUUGGAGGAGCAGCCCUUAAUGCUUCCAGGCCACAGUUGCCAAGUGGACUCAGUUGUGUCAGCAUAACAUACAUGCUGUUUGCUCGGGCGCUGAAGAAGAACAUGUUCUUUGCUCAGCUAGGGUUCCUAGGCACUUUCAUUGGAAUCAGCACAAUGCUGCAUUGGGAUCUUCUUUGAGGAAGUGGCUCUGACCAGGCCCACAAGUUAUGCAGGGCUUUCCAGCUGCAGUCGGAUGGGAGCAGUGUCUCAGCAAAGAUUUCUUGGGAGAAAAAGCUUUCUGAGUGACAGCUGUAAUGAGUGUGGGGGAGUUAUGGAGAGCAUGAGCAGUGAAAUUUAAUAGCCUCCUGUACAUAGUGUUUUACUCUUUCAAAGUGCUGUGCGAGCAGCCCCUCUCCUCCAUGACGAUCAGUGUUGAUAAAUUGUAUAGUCAAUUGCCUGACCACACUUUGGUUUAUUUCGUUUGAAAUAUACUCAAGACCAAAUGACCAACAUCAGGUUUAUUAAUGCGAUACAGGAAAAAGUUUCUAGACCAUACCAGUCUCCAAAGAGUAGUCGCAUGCAGCGAUGGUACCUUAAUCUUAUGCAGAAGUUGUGCUCCUCAAGUUACAGGUUUCGGCUGCAGCUAUUUAUGUGACUUUACAAGUUAUCCAUUUCUUUACGCGACACUAAAAUCCAACCCAUCAGUUAGUUCCAGUUCCAUAACUUCUUGUUCAGUUCCUUCCUUAGCUUUGUUUUGAACAUUAGCAUUCCAUGUACUGAUCCAUGAAGGUCCUUCCCUAGUUUGUACCAUGACAGAGAACGAAUGUGUCAAUUUUGACAAGUUUCCUAUCAGAUUGUGCCAAAUGCUGACUUCAGCAAAUGCCAGGUAUUAUGCGAUCCUUAGCAUAAGUGAACAGGAUUAUGGUACAGACAGGAUUAGGUUCUAUCACUAUUACAUUAUUGGUGCUUUGCGUGUGUAUAAUAUAUACACACACAUUAACAUCAUGUACAAUAUGUAUAUAUGGUGCAGAUAAUACAUAUGAUUACUAUGAUAUAUAUUUGUAUGCUAGCCAGCAUAUAUUAGUCAACAUCGGGCUGGCCGGUGAAUAACAUGCUGGCAGACUGCUGUUGUGGUGAUCACUUUGCCAGCCACAAAGGGAAGCAUCUGACUUGGUGAUGCAUAAGGGUCUCCAUUCCAUUCCAGAAACUGAUUGUUAAAUGGAAAACCUCAGUCCUCCACUGCCAUUUGCUCCCCCAGCAAACUCACAGAAGAAAUGAAAACUCCACAGGCAGAUUCUGUGCCUGCUGGAAACCUUGGAAAGGGACCGAAAAACCAAGGAGUAAACACUUCAUCAGAUGGUGCCAGGAGAAGAGGGGCUGGGUACCUCCACUUCAUUGGAUGUCGGGCUUCUGGGAACAUAAGCGGAAAGGAUGGGGCCUGAGUGAGUUUCUUCAAUUAAAUGUGGGAUCAGACUUUUG
Messenger RNA from Gopherus evgoodei (Goodes thornscrub tortoise), 6922 nucleotides. RefSeq names its product GRIP and coiled-coil domain containing 1 (gene GCC1). Lineage: Eukaryota; Metazoa; Chordata; Testudines; Testudinidae. Gene Ontology annotation, cellular component: Golgi apparatus. The coding region runs from base 149 to 2500 and encodes 783 amino acids. The record is from RefSeq and is a predicted model, not a curated record. The transcript has 3 exons.